AUGUCGCCCUUCAACCUCUCCGUCAUGGGCGUCGAGAGCAUUCAUCGCCGGACGCGAACGCCAAUUGAGGAAAGCCCGGAAAGCGAGGGAUUUGGUACUGCUGUACCCGUACACAGCCAGGAUCAACCGGAUACCACUCACACGCGAAGCCACACCCAUCACCACCACCAGCACACUCGACAUUCACGGCCGCGACUCACUAGUCAUUACAGCGUCUUCCAGACGUCUUGCACACCUGCUGUCGACAGCCCUCCAACAUAUGUGCAAGCGGCCAAACAACGACCCACGAAUUCCAGAUCCUUGACCGAGGGUUGCGAACCGCUGCCGAGCUACUCAUGCACUGUCGGGGCCGAAGGCAAACUUCUCCUCAACCUGGAAUCUAUCAACCCUCUGUCACCCGUCGGCGAAGGCGAAUGGAGGGAAGUGUAUGCGGUCUUGCGAGGGACUUUGCUCAGCUUUCACCGGGUAAAGGAUGGCGGUGCAGGAAAGCUGCUGCGCACGUAUACGCUGCAGCACGCCGAGGUGGGCUUGGCGCUUGAUGCCCAGCACACCAUCCUCGUGCCACAGACACGGCUGGCCCACCUCAUUCCAAGUGGCGUCAGAGUGAAGGCGUGGCAACGAGAUCCGGAUUCCUUCAAGCCUGUGCGGCAGAGUAUCCUGAGGUUGCGGGUUGAGACGGAUCAGAUUUUGCUGGCUGAUUCGGAUGAGGAACGCAUCCACUCAUUGAUCUAUGCUUUGAGUGCGGCUAUCGACAUCUCUCACGCCAUUGACGAGAGAAGCAUCCCCAAGCAAUGCACUGUACCACGGAGGCGUCGGAGGCAGAGACCUCAGUUCAACGGAGACUUGUCCGACCCUGCUUUGAUCGCUGAGCAAGAGCGUAUCAUGAGGCAAAUAUGUCCUCAAUUGGGAGGAAGUGCACUUGAUACGACAUCAGAUCAGGCUGCUGCGAACGACUCGACAUCAAAUCCACCUCAGACUCCUGCGAGAGAGGAAGAGGAGAUUGACAUGUCCAUGAUGCGGGAAGAAACGGUGGCAAGACCCUCGUCGAAUGAUGGAACCCUUCGACCGUCGACAGUACGGCAGACGACAAGCACCACCAUAAACACCAUGUUCGGAGAGGAUAUGAUGUACGCCACUCUACCAACCAACUUCAACAUCGAUGGCAAAUGGCAGCCACCUCACAACCGCUCUCCAGCGCAAGUGCAGCGGUAUAUCAAACGGAUAAUGCCGGUGCUGCUUGCAGACGCCCCACGAGCAAGCGACAUUGUCAUCAGCCGCGGUCAACGGAUGAAGAUCAACUGGAGAAUGGAGUUACUCGAAGAAUGGGAGCUGCAACCACCGAGCUACAAGUCACAUGCCUUCAACAAGGAUGCUGGCGGGCUUGUGAGGUCGAACUCGCAACGAUCGGCCGCUGGCUCUGCAACGAACCCUGAGCCACAUUCGUCGAGCUCAAUCAUUGCCAGCGAAGACGACGUAAUCACUCCACUCGAGUCGGGAAUGGAGAACCUACAACUUUCGAAGAUCACUUCGACAUCAACCAACAAGGGUGCAUCGAACCAAGCGCCGAUGCGGACUGUGACGAACCCCAAGUCACAAUCGCCAUACCACGCCAACCCCGAAGUACACGGUGUCGUCUUCUGUUUCUAG
Zasmidium cellare ATCC 36951 is the source of this 1647-nucleotide messenger RNA. RefSeq lists its product as uncharacterized. The record is from RefSeq and is a predicted model, not a curated record. Lineage: Eukaryota; Fungi; Ascomycota; Dothideomycetes; Mycosphaerellales; Mycosphaerellaceae. The transcript has a single exon. Bases 1 to 1647 code for a protein of 548 amino acids.